Scutellospora calospora is the source of this 227-nucleotide messenger RNA. Lineage: Eukaryota; Fungi; Glomeromycota; Glomeromycetes; Diversisporales; Gigasporaceae. The record is from the annotation of a GenBank genome assembly.
AUUUUGUUGUUUUAGUGAUCAUUGGAAAGAAUAAUACAAAAAAAAAAAAGGAAAUCACAAAGUUAAACCCAAGACCUAUAGAACCAUUCAAAUAUCCUAUGAUGAAUUUUAAAAAGAAGGAACAACCUUCUCAUCAAUCUCAAGAAAUAAUUAAUCAUAAGAUAACUCGAUCUUCUUACCAAUCCCAAGUAAUAUUAUAUACAAAGGACAAUGAACAUAAAGAAUGA